UUAAGUAAUGAUUAUAAUUCAAUCCAAAAAUUCCACUUGAAAAUUGUGCUGGGAGACUUUAAUUAUGUACUUCUAAUAGCCCUCUAAAAGAGAGACAAAAAUGAAGCAUACACCUUAUGGGGAGAUGCACUCUACGAGGAAAUGUCUAUCUUGGCAAACAAGGAUGAGCUUCAAGAAUCAAAACUAUUGUCAGUUACGUGUAGAAUGGAAACAUAUGUUUUGGCAAAUCAAAGAAAGCUAAUAGAGAUGCAAGACUGUCCUGGUCGGUGACCCUUCAAAGGGUCUAAUUUUAUGUGGGCAUUGGAUUUGGAUAAGAAUGCCAUGAGUGCCUUUUUUUUCACUUUUUUUUUUUAAUUUAAUUUUUUUUUGGGUCCUCGUGAUAUUUCCUCACAUGGAUAAGCAUGUACUCAUCUGAAUAUUUAAGUUUCUACCAUCAUAUUCUAUAGUAAGUUUUAAAUAUGGGUGGUGGUGGUUAAAAACAUACCAAACUUGAGAGCGGGAACAGAGCCAUGCACUCGCGGAUCCGCUCUGGAAUUCGUUGGAUUGGAUCAACAAUGGCAGCUCUUCGACCUUCUUCUGUAUCAUUCGAUUCUUCUGUUUCCGGACCCACUAAUUCCUUCAUGGGUCUUCUCCACAAAUCGCCUAUCUUUGAUUCUCGGAAGAAAUUGGUGAGAGUUGGCGAAACCCAUUUGGGAUCGUUACCUUCAGUCAAGAGAAAUUUGGUUUCAAGAUUGGAGGCUUCAAGUGAUUCAUUGGGAUGUGGUCAACACCUUAUGAGCAAUAAGAUGGGAAAUGAAAUGGAAAGUCUGGAUAAAACUGAUCAGGGACUGGAUUUUUUUGAAGAGUUGAAGCACAGGUUUCUCUGUUUCAAGAAGCAAAAGUACCUGGAAGAACCAGAGCACUUUCAAGCUCUUGCCAAAGCUCAAUCUCCAAAGUUCAUGGUGAUCGCUUGUGCAGACUCGAGGGUAUGCCCUUCCAACAUCCUUGGUUUUCAACCAGGAGAAGCAUUCAUGAUAAGAAAUGUGGCAAAUCUUGUGCCCCCAGUAGAGAACGGACCAUCAGAAACUAAUGCUGCCCUCGAGUUUGCUGUGAAUACUCUUGAAGUUGAAAAUAUAUUAGUCAUAGGACACAGUAGCUGCGCAGGAAUUGAGACCCUUGUGAGGAUGCGAGAUGAUGUGAAUUCCAGCUUUGUUGAAAAUUGGGUUGCCAAUGGGAAAGUUGCAAAAUUAAGAACAAAAGCUGCUGCCGGCCAUCUUGGCUUUUACCAGCAAUGCAAAUACUGUGAGAAGAUGUUUGUAGUAUGUAAAAGAUUGUUGGUGGAUCAGAACAUACACAAGCAAGGCUGCCAUUUUCACAGGCAUCACAUGGGCAUAUCCAUUCUAAAGUGCAUUCAAUUGAUUCAUUCCGGUUACCACAGGGGAAGCUGGACCCUGUUGGCAUCAUCUUUACCUUACCUGCAAAUGAUACUUCAAGGCUUCAAGAAAGAAGGGAGGUUGAUGAAGUUUAUUUGCCAAAUUAAUUACCUUCAUGUGAAUUAUUCCAUCGCCAUUAGUUUUAAUAAUGAUGGGAAGAUGGUUUCUGCAAUGAGUCAAGGCAGGGCAGGCCACUGUUCAAUUCAGCUUCAACUUCGGAUUUCGGAACAUAAACCUAGCUAGGAGCCUUGGUUAUGAUAUGAAACCAAUUGUUAGUGAGGCUGGAGCAUGUAUAGCUGCCAUACCCCUCUCUUUCUCCUUGAUGGUGAAAAUCCAAUAAUUAUGAAAAAUAAUAAAUAAAUGAAUAAACCGACAUCAUAGGGGCCACAGCAGGUUAGAUGAGGAAUACCUGCUCACAUAGCAUGUUUUAUACCAUCUCAAGACUUGUUUACAACUGACACUUUGUUGGGCAGGGAUUGGUUUACUUUUAUUGCAAUUAUUUGGCCCAAUUUAUUAUUGAAACUAAUGGGAGAACAAUGCAUCCCAUAACAAACCUUUUAUAUGUUCCUUUGUUGAAAGUUAACUAUUUGCAGAUGGUGAAGAAUCCAAAGCCUACCAGCCAAAUGGCUUGACGUGUGAGAUGUCAAUAAGGCUGGUUUUUUAUGUUGCUGGUAUGUAAAUUGGUAAAGUUUUCUUUCAUCUGCUAUUCUACAUUCAAAUUGUAAGGUUAUGCAUAUUAAUGAGGAUAAUUCUAGGCAGCUAAACUUCUAUUGACUUUGAUCAAGAUCCCAGCUGAAUAUGGCAAGUCCGUAGACCAAAUCUAUUUGAUUAUCAGGAAGUUAUGGAUGAGAAGUUGAGCUAACAACACACAACCCUUCCCAACUACCCAGCUUAAGUUUUCAUAUAUUCAUUAACACUGCGUCACGUAAGUAUCAUCCCUCCUUUAUAAAACCCCUAAGCCUACUCUUUCAUGCAAACCAUUCUCAGAAGAAAAGUUCUACCCUCGUUCAGAAUUCUCAAUCUUUUAGCAAUUCAGAAAGGGAAAAUGGCUCAUCACCAUGACCAAUCCAUUCUGUUGCCUCUGCUGCUCAUCACUCUCUCCCUAAUGAGUUGCAAAGAAGUUUUUGCAUCUCGUCACCUUCUGGAGGAAACCACACUGCCUAAGGUUCCUGAGCUUCCUAAGCCAGAAUUGCCACCUCUUCCUACACUCCCUACUUUUCCUAAACCUGAACUCCCACCUCUACCUCAUAUCCCUACUCUGCCAGAGUCCACGUUGCCAACUUUGCCCAAGCCUGAAUUGCCAACCGUUCCGCAUGUCCCAGCUUUGGAGAAGCCUGAACUGUCACCUUUGCCAAAGCUUGAGGUGCCAAAACUCCCAGAAGUCCCUCCUCUACCCCACCUACCUGACCUGCCUAAGCCCACACUGCCCACCGUCCCAACCCUUCCAAAGGACAUUCCCUUCCCUUCCCUCUCCCCACCCCACUCAAUCACUAGCCCUUGAGCUUCCGGUGCUGAGCUUCAUGUCAUCAUCGCACCUCUCAUUUGCUAUCGUAUGGAGUAGAGAUUCUUAAAAACCAGGGUUGCACCCUGGUUCAUAUAUGCGAUUAUUGGUGCUGAUAGUUGUGUGGAGUUUAUUUUCAUUUGUAGUUUUCUGUUGGCAUGUGUUGAUUUAUGAUCGUCCUUGAUUUGUAAGUUUCUUGUAUACUCGCAUGGUUAUUGAUUAUUUAUGCAAAUUCCUUUUGAAGUGAA
Vitis vinifera (wine grape) is the source of this 3161-nucleotide messenger RNA. Its product is annotated as beta carbonic anhydrase 5, chloroplastic. Bases 510 to 1655 code for a protein of 381 amino acids. Gene Ontology annotation, molecular function: zinc ion binding; carbonate dehydratase activity. Gene Ontology annotation, biological process: carbon utilization. The transcript has 11 exons. The record is from RefSeq and is a predicted model, not a curated record. Lineage: Eukaryota; Viridiplantae; Streptophyta; Magnoliopsida; Vitales; Vitaceae.